AUGUCCAAAGAACAGGAGGAACCAGAACCCAAGACUGCGGCAGUGGCGGGUGAUGCAGAAGUUGAGCACGGGCGGACGGACGAGCUGGAGAUCGACCUGGCGACCGUCUUGAAGGAGGAAAAUGAGUACUCCUAUGAAUCAGAUCGAUCUCCAUUUCCAGAAGUUCGAGCGGUGGUCCGUGAGGUUGAUGACCCUGGCAUGCCCGUCAACACGCUCCGUAUGUGGCUUCUGGGUACCAUUUUUACGUUGGUCGGCUCUGGGAUCAAUCAAUUCUUUUCCCUCCGAUAUCCCUCCGUGCAUAUUGUAGCCCUGGUCGCAGAAUUGCUGGCGUACCCUUGUGGUGUACUUCUAGCAAAGACACUCCCUCUGUGGACCGUCAAUCUGGGACCUCUUGGUCGUUGGUGCAUCAACCCAGAUCGGUCCUUCAACAUUAAGGAACAUGCAGUGAUCGUGAUCAUGAGCAACGUAUCGUUCGGCUAUUACAGUGCCGACUCGACGAACAUCAUCCAAGCUGCUUCCUCCAAGUUCUACAACUUUGGCCUCAAGGCCGGGUUCUAUGUCAUGGUCGUGCUUUGCGCGCAGCUUCUUGGCUUUGGUGUCGCUGGGCUAUCGGCCCCAUGGAUUGUCGAGCCAGCCAGUAUCAUCUGGCCUGGAGUGCUGUCAAACUGUGCGCUGCUCGAAUCCUUACAUUCCCGCGCGAAUGCUGUUGCCAAUGGAUGGAAGAUUUCCCGUUUGCGAUUUUUCUUCUAUGUCAUGGCGGGUGCAUUCGUCUGGUACUGGUUUCCCGGCCUGAUCUUCACCGCACUCAGCUAUUUCACCUGGGUCUGCUGGAUCGCACCGAACAAUCGGGUUGUGAACCAUCUAUUCGGCAUGCAAACUGGGCUGGGGCUCAGUCCCAUCACCUUCGAUUGGAGUCAGAUCGCGUUCAAUACCAAUCCUCUUCUGUCUCCUUCUUGGGCCGCGAUCAACGUCUUCGUAGGCUUUGUCAUCUUUUUCUGGAUUGUGACGCCUGCGAUCUAUUACACGAAUACGUGGUACACGGCCUACCUCCCUCUCAUGACCGCUGACGUCUACGACCGAUUUGGGGCAGUCUAUAACACGUCCAGGGUGGUGGGCCCCGAUAAUACAUUGGACAUCGAAGCCUACAAGGCCUAUUCACCUCCAUAUCUUCCUGCAACAUUUGCUUUCGUGUACGGGCUGUCAUUCGCCUCCAUUACUGCCGUUCUCACCCACGUGUGUGUUUGGCAUUCCAAAGAGAUCUGGGCAGCCCUCCAAGGUCGGUCCAAACCGGAUAUCCAUGCGCGUCUGAUGAGAGCAUACAAGCGUACCCCGUGGUACUGGUACAUGGCGAUCAUCGUCAUCAUCACCGCUAUGGCAAUUGCGAUGGUGGAAGUGUACGAAACAAAGCUGCCCGUGUACGGCGUAUUCUUGGCCCUGAUCAUCCCUGCCGUGUACAUGAUCCCCUGUGGAAUCAUCGAGGGCAUCACCAACGUGAACGCUAACCAAAUCAACGUUCUCAGCGAGUUCAUCGGGGGUUACAUGUUCCCUGGGAAACCUCUAGCCAAUAUGGUCUUCAAGAUUCUAUCGCAGGACGUGGUGGGCCAGGGGAUCUAUUUUGCUAUGGACAUGAAACUGGGGCAUUACCUCAAGGUCCCACCGCGGACGCUCUUCUUCGCGCAGGGCUUUGCUACGAUCCUGGGAGCCUUGACCCAGGCAGGAGUGACCAUCUGGAUGCUGGGCAAUGUCAGCGAUAUCUGUGAUCCAGAUCAGUCGGAUGGGUUCAGCUGCCCGAACGGGCGGACUGUAUACAGCAGCAGCGUAAUCUGGGGUCUGGUCGGACCCGGCCGUUUGUAUUCGGUGGGAAAGAUCUACUCGUCCUUGAACCAUUUCUUCUGGAUCGGCGCCAUCAUGCCCGUCAUCACAUGGUUGCUAUACAAAUACACAAAGAACACAUUCUGGAAGAAAAUUAACUGGCCCCUGAUCUUUGUUGGAACUUGGAACGUACCUCCAGCGACCGGGAUCAAUUACUCGAGCUGGGCCAUCGUCAACUUCAUCUUCAACCACUGGCUCAGGAAGAAGUUUUUCGCGUGGUGGUCCAAGUACAACUAUGUUCUGGCGGCCGCCCUGGACACGGGCCUGGCGCUCAGCGGUAUCAUUAUCUUCUUUUGCGUUAGCUAUCCUGGCGCCGUCUUUCCAAACUGGUGGGGGAAUACCGUCUAUCUCAAUACAGCUGACGCCCAGGGAGUGCCAUGGAAGGAUAUGCCUCCAGAGGGGUACUUCGGGCCGCCUAAUGGGACUUGGUCAUAG
Messenger RNA from Rasamsonia emersonii CBS 393.64, 2307 nucleotides. RefSeq names its product oligopeptide transporter. Gene Ontology annotation, biological process: transmembrane transport. The transcript has 3 exons. Gene Ontology annotation, molecular function: oligopeptide transmembrane transporter activity. Lineage: Eukaryota; Fungi; Ascomycota; Eurotiomycetes; Eurotiales; Trichocomaceae. The record is from RefSeq and is a predicted model, not a curated record. The coding region runs from base 1 to 2307 and encodes 768 amino acids.